UCCUUUUCCUGGUGGAUUUAGUUUCAGCAUCUCUUUCUGAACUUUUGUAAUUUGCUUAGUUGUAUAUUUGCUAACUCAGGUGCGGUAAAUUUCCAGAUCACAGAGAAGACAACUGUUCUAUCCAUUACAGACACCAGAAAUAGGUAAAUGCUGGCACAUGUGGGAAGGCCACUGUCAAAGAUACCUCAAGUAGAUGGGCAAACUCCUGUUCCUUAUGACGAGAUGCUUUCUACUCCCAAAAUUUACAAUUAUCAAGGAGUCGUGAAUGAAGAUUACAACAUUGCUAGUACACCAGCUCCAAAUGACUUACAGACACCUACUCUUGCUAUUGGAGUUCAUAAUGAUGUUGGAGACGAUGAAGAUGAAGAUGAGCCACCGUUGAAUGAAAAUGAUGAUGAUGAGGAUGAUGUAGAUGAGAGAGAGGAGGUGACACGGACGAAGAGCAGGUGGAAGUGCACACUUGAGGAUGGCAUAAUGCAUAUAAACAAUAAGGAUAUCCUUUUCAGUAAGCUGAUGAAAGACGAUGUCGGGCGCUGCUGUUUCGGAGUUCCCGGGCUGCCUGAAGGCCUCUCUUCUCAUCUCUUGCUGUCAAGACAGCGGUCGCUCCAGUCGAAGCUAAUGCUUGCCCCCUUGUUCGAUCCCGUCACCACGACUGCAUAA
Rhodamnia argentea is the source of this 660-nucleotide messenger RNA. Its product is annotated as transcription initiation factor IIA large subunit-like. Bases 148 to 660 code for a protein of 170 amino acids. Gene Ontology annotation, cellular component: transcription factor TFIIA complex. The record is from RefSeq and is a predicted model, not a curated record. Lineage: Eukaryota; Viridiplantae; Streptophyta; Magnoliopsida; Myrtales; Myrtaceae. The transcript is spliced from 5 exons. Gene Ontology annotation, biological process: transcription initiation at RNA polymerase II promoter; transcription by RNA polymerase II.